AUGGACCAUACACCUCAGGCAGAAGGAGUUCUUUGUGCUCUGCCGACACCUACAGAUACGCCCUACCGAACACCGCCAAGAUCUCGGUCACGUCAAUCGCGCCGUCAUGGGAGUGCCUCGCCAGACACAUCUUCAUCUCCGGUCCAUCUUCUCCCGAACGGCGACUUCCCUCCCAGAAUAAGUCAUGAGACGUUGAACUCAGCCACUGACGAGAAGAUAUCUCCGUUGGACCCGCGUCGUUUCACCCCAAGCUUACACGCAUCCCUGGUCUCUGAGAUAUUAUCACUACGGAGAGAGGUUGAAAACAAGACGAAGGAUAUCGAGCACCUUGAAGCCAGUCUGCACAGAACUCGUAACGAGAAUGAAUCCCUCCUGGAAACGGUGGCGUCGAGCUCAGAGGAAACGCGAUCCAUCAAGCGUCAAAUGCAGAUUCUGGAAGGUGGAAGCCUGUCAGCAAUGAGCGAGCUCUCUAAAGAGCGAGAUGAGGCUCUUAAUGAUUCAGUUGAUUUGCGGAAGCGGCUUGAGUUGUCCCAGAAGAAAAUUAGAGCGCAAGAAGAGAGUGCAGAAAGGACUCAGGUGCUUUGGGAGCGUGAUCGAGGCAACUGGGAGAGAGAAAAGCGGGGCCUUGAGACAAAGGUACAUGUCGUUGAAGGCCGCCUAAAAGUCGUCCUCAACGAGCUGGGCAACACGCAAGUGGUGAAUGGACAAAUAUCGCAUCAGGAUGUCAACCACUACGAGUCACCGAAGAAGAUGCACCUUAGAAAAGGAAGUACGGCCAGUAUGCGAUCAACCGGGUUGGGAGGACGACGGAGGGACAGCGAGGCUUCAGCGGGGACCCAAGAGGGCGACUUGCAUGGGUAUCGACUUUCGUACAUGAAUUUUAACAAUGGUCAUUCGAUCUGCCUAGCUGACGAGCUUGCCUUUGAUGAAGUGGAAGAGGAUCAGAUAAACCACGAUGCACGACAUGAAGAACAGAUUUCAGCAGAUGAGCUGCCAGAAGAACGACCCGUGUCUUCUCACUCCCGUUCGAUGGACCAGAAGGCCAGAAAGAUUUUAGGACUUGCCCAAGAGGAUCAGUUCCCGGUCUUCGCUGAAAAUGAGCAGCAGAGACACAGCAUCAAUAUAAGCUUGAAGAACAACGUCGUCAGCAAGCUCCAGGCUCUUUACCAAGUGCAAUAUGUUGAUGCUGCGACGCAAUAUUCUCCGCCCUCUCCAAAGCUAUGGCCCGCAACAAAUAGUCCGACGGGAACAGGAAAUGAAAACAAAUUGAUAUAUUCUGUCAAUGCCCUGUCUCACAAAGACCCUGCAGCCUUUUCAAGCUCAAUAGAUACCGGAGAAAGUCCUUCUACGCCACCCAAACCAGGGAGCAGCAUGGUUUCGUCCUCUUGCCAGACUUCGAGCCAGCUACCUAGUCCACCUCGGACACCAUUGAGUCCAUAUAAUCCUACCACGGAAGAUUCGCCUCCUCGUCCUGUAGCUGAGCCUCAAAUGAUCAGCAGGGCCACCCAAACAGAUCGGAUUGAUAAAGCCGAAACUUAUGACGAAAGCAAGAUGUCCGCAAAUGAUUCUCAGAAGCUCCCCGUCCCCAUCAUCGCCAUCCAUCCUCCAGCAUCUAGGCCAGCUACUCCAACAAGUAAUGUUGUACUACCGCCGCAGACGAAGAAUGCCUCCUGUCAAGUCAAUAUUCGUCCGCUGCUGGACUACACCUCGUCCUCAAUGCAAACCGAGGAGAUUCGCAUAGACACUCGGACAGGUCAGUUACCGCAAAGAUUGUUGCCUUUCAGAAAGCCGCCCAAAUUGGUGGAUCAGACGUCUUCCAAGAGCCAGCCAGCAGCUCAAGCUACGAGCCCACUUCCUAACUCGUCCAGACGCAGAUUACAGCAACCAGGAUCUAUCAAGCCUGCGACUUCUCGAAGACGGGUCAUCGAUUUCACUACAGAGGCGGACAUACCGCCAUCGACACCCGAGGUUGAAGAACCCGUUAUGUCGACGCAGACCGAGAACGUGGCGCGUACUUCGGAACUCAGCGCCUCGUAUGGAGAAAGUGGAAAUCAGAUGAAUGGCAAAUUUGUUGAGCAGGAUCAGAAAAGAUUCGAUGAAGACGAUAUCUUCAGCCGGCCCACUGCAAAGUUUACCUUGAAGGCGGGCAAGCUGGUGUCCAAAAACGAGCCAGAAGCUGAUGAUCAGGAUGUCUUCGACCCGAUCGACGUUGAAGCACAUGAGUCGGAAACGUCUCCUGUAGACAACUUGGGUGUGGACAUGGCAAACCUGCCUUCACGGCGAAGCACCCGAGGGAACAUUUCUGCAGCUCGACCUUUAGAGCGGAAAACAAAGACGUUGAGGGCGGCCUCUUCCAAGCAGCCUGAUAUUCGAAAGGCGGCUCUCAUCUCCAGUGGUGCUGCUGCUCACCAAUUUCACCGCGAUCGGAGUCCGAGCGCUCCAGCGAUAGCGCCUCCGUUUGCUAUACCCACGAGGCAUAGUUCGAGGAAACCUCCGCAGUCUCUUAGCGAGGGUGCUCGAAGCCCUACCCCAACUGGGAGGUCACCACGCAAGAGAGACGGGAAGGGUCGUAAACCUUCACUGAGAAAGGUGAAGUCCACAACAAAUGUGCCGCGGCCCUCCGCUCCUGGCCAUCAACGAAGCUCUUCGCCACCACUACCACCUUGUUUUGAUUUCGUGAAUGACCCCGGACCGGUAUUACCGCCUCUGCCAUCAGACAAUACGACCCCCCCUUUUGGCUUGGACUCUGCAACCGUUGCAAGACGCAGAGGGCAAGUCCGACACGAUCCUCAUUCGACAUCAGACUCGGCCAGAACUAUAUUACAGCAGACCUCGGUGGUCGACGCUAUUGCUCAAACAAUGGUAGGUGAAUGGAUGUACAAAUACAUUCGGAGAAGAAAGUCAUUCGGAGUCCCCGAACCAAAACAUCAAGAAUGGGAUCUCGUGAAACAUGGAGAGGAGCUAUCCGCUAGCAUCACCAACACGGGUGUGAGACACAAACGGUGGGUCUGGCUCGCACCAUAUGAGAGGGCGGUUAUGUGGAGCAGUAAGCAACCAACUUCGGGAUCUGCUCUGAUGGGUAAAAGUGGACGGAAGUUGGACAUCCAAUCUGUUCUUGAUGUCAGAGACGACAAUUUGUUACCCAAAGCUUCUGCCACUGGACCACAAUUCAACCGAUCGAUCCUCAUACUGACUCCCGAACGCGCUUUGAAGUUCACGGCCACAAGCCAAGACCGACACUAUGUUUGGUUGACUGCCCUUUCCUUUCUCAGCCACUCACCUCUGGGAUUAGGGGAUCUGGCUGCCCUACCCUCUAUCCCACAACAAGAAUACCUGGCCCCACAAGCACCACCGCUCGGUGGUUCACUUCGAAGAAACCCGAUUCGUGACUCGAUCCGUGUCGCCAAAGGAAGAGGUCCUCAUGGAGGAGGGGUGGGCCAUCGCUCCUUUACAACCGAUGGUGUUAUUGCCCAUCACCGGCCUGACAGGGAAGCUGCAUACGAACCUCCAGAGCCAAUCUAUAUUCCCGAUUCUGAUGCCGCAGAUCCACCAACCGUACCUCGCUACUCAUCCCACUCCAGACACCGAAGCAAUACCGCCUCUCGUGCACCAGCACCCUCUUUCCGCAAUUUCUCCUCCAAUCACAGCCGCACUUUCGCGCCACCUCCUCCAGCAACCUACAGCAUGACCCACACCACCACCGCUGACCUAUAUACCCCAUCCCAUCACAACGGACCCUAUUCCGCCAGCUUACCCAAUACGAAGACCACGUCCAGCCGCCGUGGCUCGGAAGCAAGCGCCGCGCACAAUGCCGCAGGUGGUGGCUAUUCCGACCACGUGACCCCCACCAUGAGAAUGACAGCCUUCAUCGCUGAAGAAGAUGUUCAGAGACCACAUGACAGACGGCAGGGCAGGAAAAAGAACACGGGAUAUUGGGGUGCAGGCAGCGAAAGGACGCCGGCGAUGACGAAGCCUGGGAUCCAUCUCCCAGAUGAGGUUGUGAGUAACCGAUCCAGAUCGUCGACCAGGCAAGGUGGUCACUAUCCUGGGACGGGUAUGAGUACGACCACGAAGGCGGAUUCGCAGAUUGAUGGCGUGUCCAUCGGGAGCGAGGACACUUUGCGGGGGACGAGACUGGUCAUCCAGGAAGAUUGGGAAUCCGACGAUGCGCAUGUGGCCCGCAAUCAUUUCCGUGGGUUUUGA
Endocarpon pusillum Z07020 is the source of this 4203-nucleotide messenger RNA. RefSeq lists its product as uncharacterized. Gene Ontology annotation, molecular function: tubulin binding; phospholipid binding. NCBI's taxonomy places the organism in Eukaryota, Fungi, Ascomycota, Eurotiomycetes, Verrucariales, Verrucariaceae. Gene Ontology annotation, biological process: establishment of mitochondrion localization; microtubule cytoskeleton organization; dynein-driven meiotic oscillatory nuclear movement. The coding region runs from base 1 to 4203 and encodes 1400 amino acids. Gene Ontology annotation, cellular component: cell cortex; mitochondrion. The transcript has 2 exons. The record is from RefSeq and is a predicted model, not a curated record.